GCCGAACAACAUGGAUCCAAUCUGUUGGGUGCUUCCUCACGAAAACACCCGAAAGACGCAACCUAUUGUACGAAUGAACGUGAUCUUACAAGUGUAGCAGAAUCAUGCCGGAGUUAGAUCCCACAAGAGCAAGAACGCCAGUCAGGACCGAAAGUUGUCUACAACCGGCACCGCGCCAAGAACACCGCACCGAAUGGGUUCUCCGAGGUAUUUUCCUCCUGCUGGGUGUGGGUGUGCUGGUGCCCUGGAACGCUUUUAUCUCUGCCAAAGCAUACUUCCAGAGUCGCUUGUGCGAGUCAACGGCCAAUGCGGUGGCGGAUCCGCACAUUGAGUCGACGUUUGCCAUGGUCUACAACCUAUCCUCUGUAUUGUCUCUCGCUAUCAUCAUUGGGACGCAAUGGUUCCGCGAUCAAUCGGUGGCUGACCAUCACGAACCAUCCGCGUCUGUUGCAAGCAAUCGUGUAGCUUGUCCAACAAAAAACGCACAGCAAGAAGCAGAUUCUAUGUACACAGACAGCUUACAGUUAGAACCUUUGGAUCCUCCACAGCAGCGCCGAGAAGGACAUACGACUAUCAAUGAUUCUUCGUCCGCUCACGCCUUUUGGCUCGUCAUGCUCCCCUUGAGUCUCUAUCUUUUGGUCUUUUCUCUUCAAACCCUUUUGGUGUUAGCGUUGGAGCUGUCGCCGUCGACGUUCCGUUGGAUUACUUUAAUCUGUCUCACCGGCUGCGGCGUGUGUGGUAGCAUUGCGUCCGCCGGGAUCGUCGCCACGGCCAGCUGCUUUCCGGCAUCGGUUGCGAUGAAUCCCUUUUUAAGUGGCCAGUCUUUGGGUGGCGUAAUUGUGGCGGUGGCGAAUUUUGCCACCGCGGUUUGGGAGGACCCCGAGCCCUAUCGGCAAAUGAAUUGUGUUGCGGCCGACGACAGUCACCGCAUCGCCUUCUCGCAUGAUGGGCCUAUCCGUAUACAACAGCAGAGUAGUGUUUCAAUGGUACAACAAUUACGUACAGAACCUUGUUCUCCUUACGAACAUCGACACUGGGCUGUCUUUGCCUAUUUCUUUAUGGGAUCGGCAGUAUUGGCGAGUUGCUUGGUCGGAUAUGCCUAUAUUGACCGGCAUCAACGCUUGCGGCAACGAAUUUUGCCAUGUGAUGAUUACGAAUUCGUCGAGGAUAGAGAGCGGAACCUGGUGCUGCAUGAACAUCAUAAGGAAGGUUCAUGGACCGAUGGUAUUCACGAAGCUGAAGCGGUUUUCAGAAGCGGCCUGGAAGUCGAGGAAUCGGAGCACGGUUUUGACCGGAGCCAUGAUGGGUCUCAAUUAACGAUUCAAGCUGUAAUAACAGGAGACGACAAUGAAACGAUAGCGGUUUGGUCGGUUGUGAAGGGUCCAGCUACUUGCAUUUUCCUGACCUUCGUUGUCACUCUGGCUCUAUUCCCUGGAUGGACUUCAUCGUUGAGAAGUGCUCGUCAGUGCCACGAGUCCAGUCGACUCGUCAAUGACUUGUACACACCAUUCACUUUUGUGCUUUUCAACGUGGGUGAUUUGACUGGCCGCGUACUAUCGGCAAAGUUGCCCUGGAAACGGUGGCACCAUGUAUCCCUCAAUCCAGAUAUUGUUUGCAAUAUCGAACGGCUUCUUAGUAACUACGGCCUUUGUUCACGCACCGUCGCUCUUGCCGCGCUCAACUCACGUGCAAGAGCGAUCCUCCGAGCUCCUAACAUUCGCGGUUGCUUUUGGCCUUUUGAGUGGAAGCCUUUUUUCUUAUCCAGUUUCCAAACUGAGUGUCUGACGACAUCUUCGACUACCUGUCAGAUGCUGGUCGGCUUAAUGAAGAUGCUAGACGAGAGAUGGGAUGGAGGUCAAAAAGACAAAGCAAAAAUGCUAUGUGUCUCGCCGUCGCUCGUCUUUCAUUAG
Phaeodactylum tricornutum CCAP 1055/1 is the source of this 1910-nucleotide messenger RNA. RefSeq lists its product with no specific name. The record is from RefSeq and is a predicted model, not a curated record. Gene Ontology annotation, cellular component: plasma membrane. Gene Ontology annotation, molecular function: nucleoside transmembrane transporter activity. Gene Ontology annotation, biological process: nucleoside transmembrane transport. NCBI's taxonomy places the organism in Eukaryota, Bacillariophyta, Bacillariophyceae, Surirellales, Neidiaceae. Bases 105 to 1910 code for a protein of 601 amino acids. The transcript is spliced from 2 exons.